UUGCUCUGUUUGCUUCCCCAGUGUGUUGACCUACAUAUUCAUGAUUGAUGUUUCCUUGCCAAACACUGCUGCAACUAAAUCUCCUCGUGUCCAUGAAUUCACCACCCGGAUACUUGAAAACCUCAAACCCCUCAUGGAGGCGGACGAAGAAAUUCAGAAUCACGUCCUGGAAGAGAACGGGGUUGGGGAGCAGGAUGAGCGAACUCAGGGCAUUAAACUCUUGAAAACAAUUCUGAAGUGGUUGAUGGCGAGCGCAGGACGGUCUUUCUCUACAGCUGUCACAGAGCAACUCCAGCUCUUACCUUUGUUCUUCAAGAUUGCACCCGUGGAAAACGACAAUAGUUAUGAUGAGCUCAAGAGAGAUGCAAAGAUGUGUCUGUCCUUGAUGUCUCAGGGUUUGCUGUAUCCUCAGCAAGUGCCUUUGGUACUUCAGGUGCUAAAACAAACAGCAAGAAGCAAUUCUUGGCACGCCCGUUACACCAUCCUAACCUACCUCCAGACCAUGGUGUUCUACAACCUCUUCAUCUUCCUCAACAACCCCGAGGCCGUCGAUGACAUCCGGUGGUUGGUCAUCCAGCUCCUGGAGGACGAGCAGCUCGAGGUGAGGGAGAUGGCAGCCACCACGCUCAGCGGGCUCCUGCAGUGCAACUUCCUGUCCAUGGACCAGCCCAUGCAGACACACUUCGAGCAGCUCUGCAAGAUGAGGCUGCCCAAGAAGCGGAAGCGGGACCUGGGCUCCGUGGGGGACACCAUCCCUUCGGGGGAGCUGGUGAAGCGCCACGCCGGGGUCCUGGGGCUCAGCGCCUGCAUCCUCUCCAGCCCCUACGACGUGCCCACCUGGAUGCCCCAGCUCCUCAUGGAUCUCAGUGCCCACCUGAAUGAUCCUCAGCCUAUCGAGAUGACUGUGAAGAAGACGCUGUCCAACUUCCGCAGGACCCACCACGACAACUGGCAGGAGCACAAGCAGCAGUUCACGGACGACCAGCUCCUGGUGCUCACCGACCUCCUGGUCUCGCCCUGCUAUUAUGCAUAGGUUUCUCCCGGGACAACGAGGAUGUAGGAACUUGUCUGCGAAAUAAAGGAGACUCAAAAGCAACUGAUCAUGUAGAGAACUUUGUGUUGGAAAUCCCAAUGCCUAAUCAAACCCACUUUUAAAAAUACAAACCUAAGGACCUGGUUCUAUCCAAAAGGAAUUUCACCUCCCCAGGGAGCAGCUGUGGGAGCCCCCACAGUCCCCCCGUGGCUGCGUUCGCGGGGCCCGAUCGUGAGUUCGUGGCAAGACCCUCCUCCUGGGCCUGCACCACACAUCACUCUUGUUUCUGCUUCCUUGCACACGGUGACCUCCACUGCACACUUCCCACCCUCUCUUCCUGCCCCCUGUUCCCAGCUGAUUGCAGCAUCACAGAUAUGCAGAACCGGAGAGUGCCGCCGCGCCCCGGAGCUCUCGCAGCAGAGCUCUGCACCCCUGCCCUGCUCAGCACACGAUCCCGGGAGCCUGCCUUCCUCAGAGUUUAUUUUUCACUCCUGGGAUUUGGGUCUCAUCCAGCCAGCUCAGGGCAGGAUUGCCUUUUUGUACCUUCCUUGUGCAGAUGUAAAUAGCUGUGACCCCUGUGCGGCGCGGGUGGUGGCCGGGCAGAGCGCGGGGAGGGACGGCUCCUGCUGCCCGGCCAGGCCUUUGGAGGGAACUUGGCCACAGGUGGAAUAUAAAUCUAUGAUUAUCUGCGUAUUUGUGAGGGGAAAAGACUGAUGUCUCCAUGUAAUUAGAGCCCAAGAUAGGAAAUGAUGGACUGUAAGUGGUGGUUGAACUCACGGAAUGAUAUGUAUGCACAGUGUGGAAAGGCAGUUUUUAACAGUGUAUUCCCAUAAAGAUUGUCACUGUUUGAGCAAACAUAUCUCGUUUGAAGAUUGUGGAAGCUCUGUGGUUUUUUUGCCUGAAGCUUUGUUCAGAGACUGGUAUGAAUCGGCUGUUUAAUAACCUGUUUAAUAUGUGUUACAUAGUUGUAAAAGACUGUAUAAAUUGUAGAGGCAUUGCAUUGACGAAACAUUGUACAGUUUGCAACCUUUUACAUAACACCAUUGUGAGAUUUAAUUUGUAAAGAUUCAUACUUAGAUGUUAAUACAGUAGUGGUUCUGGCUUUUGUAUCGAAUCAAAAUGCCAUUCUUAGUUUUUUAAAUUAUUUUCUUUAACGGAAUCUCUUGGCGCCCGAGAGGCAAGAGAAGGGUUUGUUUUGGUUUUCCCCGUGUCUCAUUCUGGCCGUGUCUCACUCAGAUCUCACUGCACCACGUGUGUGCUGACAUCACAUGGAACGGGUGGUACGUGGGAACAGCCCCUCAGCUGGUGUGUGUUCCCUGUUCCCUGCAGCCCCCCGGGAGCACCAAGACCUUUCUCCGAGCGUGUGAGCGAUCCCAGAGUCGGGAGCUCCCGGGGCAGCGUGGGAGCGGUGUGGGCACACGGAUGUACCCCUGUAUAGCGUAGUGCCAAACUCUGAGCUCAACUGUGUACGUAGUGAACGACCCAAUAAAUGGACUGUUUGUAACAA
Messenger RNA from Neopelma chrysocephalum (saffron-crested tyrant-manakin), 2540 nucleotides. RefSeq names its product proteasome activator subunit 4 (gene PSME4). Lineage: Eukaryota; Metazoa; Chordata; Aves; Passeriformes; Pipridae. Gene Ontology annotation, cellular component: cytosol; spermatoproteasome complex; nucleus. The transcript is spliced from 8 exons. Gene Ontology annotation, molecular function: peptidase activator activity; proteasome binding. Gene Ontology annotation, biological process: proteasomal ubiquitin-independent protein catabolic process. The record is from RefSeq and is a predicted model, not a curated record. The coding region runs from base 41 to 1033 and encodes 330 amino acids.